Choloepus didactylus (southern two-toed sloth) is the source of this 2443-nucleotide messenger RNA. It is a transcript of the gene CARHSP1, whose product is annotated as calcium regulated heat stable protein 1. NCBI's taxonomy places the organism in Eukaryota, Metazoa, Chordata, Mammalia, Pilosa, Megalonychidae. Gene Ontology annotation, molecular function: mRNA 3'-UTR binding. The record is from RefSeq and is a predicted model, not a curated record. Gene Ontology annotation, cellular component: cytoplasm. Gene Ontology annotation, biological process: regulation of mRNA stability. Bases 141 to 587 code for a protein of 148 amino acids. The transcript is spliced from 5 exons.
AUGGAGCCUGGCACGGAUGACAAGGGUGACGAACGACUGUUGAACCAAACUGCAUUGGGCCCCGGUUUGGAAUUCCAGGAGGCCCUGAUGAGGCUUGUCUAUUCUGGACAUUUCGUAUAAAUGGAAUCACACAGUCAGCCAUGUCAUCUGAGCCUCCUCCCCCGGCACCACAGCCCCCCACCCACCCUUUGGCCACCGGGCUGCUGGACACCCCGCGGGCCCAUGAGCGCUCGCCGUCCCCCGUACGGGCCAACGUGGUGCCCAGCCCGCUGCCCACCCGCCGCACCAGGACCUUCUCGGCGACGGUGCGGGCCUCGCAGGGCCCAGUCUACAGAGGAGUCUGCAAGUGCUUCUGCCGGUCCAAGGGCCAUGGCUUCAUCACCCCGGCCGACGGCGGCCCGGACAUCUUCCUGCACAUCUCUGAUGUGGAAGGGGAGUACGUCCCCGUGGAAGGCGACGAGGUCACCUAUAAGAUGUGCUCCAUCCCGCCCAAGAACGAGAAGCUGCAGGCCGUGGAGGUGGUCAUCACACACCUGGCACCGGGCACCAAGCACGAGACGUGGUCCGGGCACGUCAUCAGCUCCUAGGAGGCACGGGGCACCCGGAGACCGUGGGGGGAGGACCCGACUGGCGAUGCUGCUGGAAGCAGGAGACGGGGCUUCCACGGAGAGGCACGGUCCCUUCCAAGAGAUCUCCGGGAGGAAGGGAUGUGGGGGGCAGGGGCCAGGGAUGGGGUGGUCUCCGCCCCCAGCACAACCUCUGACCAUCGCAACAAACUCUCACCAUCUGAAAAACAUUAAAAGCAUUUAAAAAAGAGGCACCCUCUGGUGGCCGAGUGGGGGGCCUGCCCCCCAGCCUGGGUUGGGGGUCCCUUUAUCUUCUGGAGUUGUUGAUCAAGAACCCCAGUUCUGGUCCACCAGGGGUGAUGUGGAGCCGCGGGAUUUUCCCCAGGUGAAUUUCUUCCCAGUUGUCCCUCAUGUCUGGGCUGGGCUGGUUUUGGGGGGUGGGUUUCGGGUCUGAGGGACUUGGCCCUUUGGGAGUGGGAGGCUGAAUUCUAGCUCCUUAGAAGCCUUCUUUCCUCCUGUGUUCACGUUGAGUGAUCUCCUGGUGCAAACGCCAGUGGCCCUUUCCCAUCCUCUGCCACUGAAAGAUGGUGGUUGGGGUGAUGUGGGGGGCGAGGGGGAGCAGGUGUGGGAAGGAAGCUUGAAGGAGGAGGGCUCUUUAAACUCAGACCUUUCUCUGGAUCCAGAAAAAGUGGGUAGCUUGCUUCCUCGGCAGCCUGGUAAAGCCAAAAGUUGAAGGAGAAAUACACCUUUGUGGAGGGGGUUUUCUUUAAAACCCAGGUUAAGAAACAUUUAGGGAUUAAAAAAAUUUUUUUUAAAUAACUAAAGCUCUUGGCCAGAGCUGGCUGUUUGCACUUUGCUGCUGGCAUUGCCAACUUUAUAGAUAUUUCCAGUAAACAAAUCCUUAGGAUUUUCUUUGCUCUGAUUCCGUUUGGUUUUAGUUGUGAUUUAAAAAUAGAACUGGGUCAUAGGUUUUGAAAUACGUGGGCCUGUGUGGUCAAGGACACAUUUGUCUGGCAGGGAAGUCAACAGUUUCACCGUGGCUUUUGGGAGGACCAUGAUGUCCCAGAUGGAGGAUUAUUUGAUUCCAGAAGCACGAAGGGCCUCGGCCACAUCUUCACUCCGGGACUUGGUUGUUUCCAGUGUCAGAACUGCUCCAUUUAGGAGGUAGAAGAUGACUGGGGGAGUGUUUUAAUAUAAGCAAAGAAAUUAGUGUGUUGAUUACGUGUGCAGUGAAACAUACAAACCGCCUCGGUGGCGGCUGCCAGGAGCUGAGGGGUGUUUUCCUCCCUCUGUGUCCCGUGAAGGCCCCCCCACUUCUGUCUCUGCCUUUUGCGGGGUCAAAGGUGGCCUUUUCCCCUCCAGCCUUGGACUGUCCCCCACCUCAGCUCCCCAGAGGCCUGUCUGCUGGGGACGGGCCUCAUUCUGAAGAGCCACUUGGGCCAAGACCCCCACGGGCUCCCGGAGGCUGAGCCCCCGCGUCUUCACCCCGCGCACCUCCACGGCCCUGUCCUCGCCUUGGCACAUGGUUCAGGCCCUGGUGUCCCACAGUGAGCUUGGGAAUCUGAAUCUGCUGUGUGGAGGCGACCUUUGGGUUCUCUCGCUUAGCAGUGUCCUUUGUAACCUGCCCUUGCUGCCCUUCCUGGGUUACCACAUCCUUUUCAUUGUAUCGAUGAGUGUUCUAGAACCGCAGGAGGUUGGAGCAGCCCCGUCUCUGCUCAAACCCCGAGCUUCGGUUUGCAGAUGGGGAAAUGCCUUGAGGCUCUAGGAGGGACACAGGCUGUUGGUGACAGAGCUGGGACUAGACUCCAGCAUCCCCCAGUGCAGGCCUUUUCCCCAUUGGCCACCUUUCUCUCAAAAUAAAGUUUUGUUUUGUGCAA